AUAUUGGCUUGCCAGCUACCCCUGUCGCAGCCCGCCAUAGUUACUACCCAUUCAUGCACAGUAAUAUGUUUUGGUUCCUACAGCUACAACUGGAGAACGGACGAGGAAGUGCUUCGCUUAGAUACCGUAAUUAUUUGAUUUCUGCCCGUUAUUCGUUGAAAAAUUGAGUUUGUAUUCGUUUGCGUUCUCGCACCUCCACAAAGUGAAAUACACCUACAUACCCGAGAUAGAAGAUUUUUCCGAAGAACAAAAAACUAUCCUAUGACAAGAUCUAGUCGCGGCCCGUCGUGGGACACCAUGUCUGCUGUAAACCGUGCUCUUGCCCUCGCGAAGAGGUCAGCAGCCGGGGAAAUGAAAAGGACAACUACAAGCGCCGGAACUACUAUGAAAAGCAGCUCGCUCAACAAUAUUCUAAUGGCGAACGCGCCAAAACAGCAUGAUAGCACGAGAGGAACAAGGAGAAGCAUGAACGUCGGCGACGAUGAUCCACCGCCCGAGUAUGUUUGGUACUUCGGGUUCGGGUCUAAUGUGAACCCGGGCAAGAUGACGACCAGCCGGGGGCUAACGCCUGCGGAGCCCUCGCCUUUGCGGGGGUCGCUGAAGAAUUUCUGCUUGGUGUUUCUCCACGCGGGCUACGCGACCGUGGUAUCGAAAGACGUGUUUUUCGGCCGCGACUUUGCGAGUUUUAGGGAGCACGCGUCCAAGGACACGCCGGCGGAGGUGCACGGGGUCUUGUGGAAGUUGAAGCUGGAGGACUUUUUGGAGCUGGUGCAGCAAGAAUACUACUACGAUACCCAUGAAGUCGUGGUGGAUUUGUACGACGAGGAUACUUUUUCCGCAAACGGGAAAAAUGGUGUUGGCACACCAGGCACGACUACACAGGAAGCGCCAGAAAAUAUUACGACGUCUGGCGCGUCAUCUGAACAGAGUCACAACUCAUCGAAAAAGAUCACUGCCUUGACCUUUGUGACGACCCAAAGCUUCAACCUAGAUCCGCCUGGCUCCGGACCAAGCUCGCGCUACAUCGAGCUUAUCCGUAGCGGCGCAAAGCAAAUUGGGCUAAGGGAAGAUUACUGUGCCUGGUUGGAUAGUGUGAAGGUGGGAAGAUGAUGAAUCUUCAGGGUAGGUUACAAUGAAAGUGGAGGAUGGUCUGUACUCAUUGUAUUGCUACUCGAGUCAAAGUCAAAAUCUAUAAAUGCUCGCUGUGAAUGAAGCUUAUACGAAACUGAAGACAGGAACUGGGAGAAACCGGAGGAACGUCUGUUGACAAAUUGGAAGAAGCUAAGUUGUAAACUACGAGAAU
Molecule: messenger RNA, 1303 nt
Organism: Amoebophrya sp. A120
Lineage: Eukaryota; Dinophyceae; Syndiniales; Amoebophryaceae
Source: the annotation of a GenBank genome assembly